AGUUAUGCAACAGCCUUGGGAAAACGGUAUCCGAUUCUCAGCCGAACCUCCUCCGCCUCGCCUGUCUUUCGAAGCCCUCCUGUAAACGAAUGCUUCUCAUCUGGUCACAGAACAAGCGGGGGAGAUGAAGAGAAUUCCGAGGUACCGAUCCGCCAUCAAUUAGCAGGAUCGGGCUGGGCGAGAUGGCAUAUGAAUAUCUUUGGACCAGCAUACUCGAACUUACUCACUUAAUCCUCAACUGCAAGAAGCGCGGCGGACGACGAUUACAUAUAUACACCUCGGACAUUGACGACUAUUUGAGGAUCUGCAUUGCUCUGCGACUGCUCUUCCUCCGGACAUUUUUGAUCUUGUCCAUGAUCUCCGCACACAUCUCUUGUCCCCACCAUCUCGCCUGUUCCGGGCUUCUUUACAGACCAUCCACGGUACGGGUUCAAAUUGGGAUAUGUGGUCAAACAAUGCGGAUAUGGAAAUUUUUUGGCGCAUUAUUGGCACAUUUGUUGGGUUGUCCAAUCACCUACGCUAGACUCGAGGGAUGGAUCACGCGAAAAACGAGAUAUACUCCAUUGCGAAACCACACACUGGUAAAGCUCUGUGCAAGGUUGGUGUAUUCUACUGCUACUAGCGGAGAUUUCAGUAAGAAAGGCACUUUCUACAGAAAAACUCGCGCACACAAUCUUCGGCAACGACACCGAGGAGUAUCAUUCGGAAGAAGUUCAUGCCCCAUGUCCAUGCCUUCCCACGUGUGUCUUUUAGCCACUGUUACUUCCAAGAUCGUCCCUCCUCAUUCAAGCUUCGGCCCUUUCCAUUUCUGAAAGCUCUUAUCUCAAGGUCCCACAUGCGUUGUAAUAUACUACGAUUGAUCUCGCUCUUUUCGAAAUGCAUAUCUCUUGUUUACUGAGAUUCGCUUAAUUGGAUCCUCACCCGAGCAUUUAGGAGAGAAUCUUCUCCCGGCACCCAGUAUAUUAAG
Mollisia scopiformis is the source of this 967-nucleotide messenger RNA. RefSeq lists its product as uncharacterized. The record is from RefSeq and is a predicted model, not a curated record. Bases 183 to 812 code for a protein of 209 amino acids. The transcript has a single exon. Lineage: Eukaryota; Fungi; Ascomycota; Leotiomycetes; Helotiales; Mollisiaceae.